UAUAAAAUGCUGCGUUUGCACUUCAUAAAAACCAGUUGAAAGUUGUCAUUGGUACUGGGCAAAAUAUGAAGGCAAUCGAUGUGUAUUCUGCAGUGAUUUGCGCAUUUGUGCACUAUGCCAAUGCGCAGGAUGCUACAAGUGUGGAUUGCACCAAACCGCCACGUUAUGUUCCUCUACACAUGUGCUGCCCAGUGCCUAGCCUCACCACCGAUGAACUAAUGCAGCAAUGCGCCAAAUUCGCCGGACCGCCACAACCGCCACCGAUGACUAGGAGCAACAAUGUGCCCCCACCACGGCCACGUGGAGGUCCGAAAAUGCGUGGGCGCACGCAUCCACAUGGACUACAUGCACCUCCCUGCCUAAUGGAAUGCAUUUUCAAUCAAACCGGAGUCAUUGGCGAGGACGGUGAGCUCCAUGAGGAUAAAUUUAUGGAACUCCUAAAUACGGUAGUAAGGGACAAUGAUGAAAUGAUGACAGUUAUGGAAGAAUCCUUCGCAACUUGCUUUGAAAAAGCCACUGAUAUAAAAGCUAAAAUUGCCGAUAAAAUGAAGGAAGAUCCGAAGUUUGCUCAAAGAAUAACUAAGCCUAAAUUCCGUGCCUGCUCGCCUUUCAGCGCUAGGAUAAUGACUUGCAUUAACUUUAAGACAUUCCAAAAUUGUCCAACCUCUGCAUGGAAUGAUAGUGAGGAAUGCAAUGCAUUCCGUAAAUUUGUUAUGGAAUGCUAAGGACCUAAAUUAAAAUAAAUUACUUGCAUAAUAAAUAUACCUACUAUCUUUCGACUCCA
Rhagoletis zephyria (snowberry fruit fly) is the source of this 784-nucleotide messenger RNA. RefSeq lists its product as uncharacterized. The record is from RefSeq and is a predicted model, not a curated record. Gene Ontology annotation, molecular function: odorant binding. NCBI's taxonomy places the organism in Eukaryota, Metazoa, Arthropoda, Insecta, Diptera, Tephritidae.